AACGAAACGGCAAACUUGCCCAAACCGUAGUUACUAAAAUGACAUUUAAAACAACAUUAAACAUAUGCCGGCUCCCCCAUAAUCCCGACGAACAAAUCAUCCAAAAAGCCAACUACUUCAACGCUGAGAGUCACCAAAAGCCUUCUUCAAGGGACGUUUUUAUGGAGGAUUCACAGGAUGUUUGCGAUCACGUUGACCGGGAUAAUAACACUACGUGUUCCACGUCAGCAAGUUCCGGUUACCGGUUAUUUGACCGGCAAACCACUCUUCACCAGUUGAUGGGAGGGGGAAAAGCGGCUGAUGUUCUGUUGUGGAAACGACGGCGUAUUUCAUUGGGCAUCAUUGUCGUUGCAACGGUCGCUUGGCUAAUAUUUGAGCGAUCGGGAUUAUCAUUUUUAACAAUUUGUUCCAACGUUCUGCUCUUCUUGAUCGUACUGCGCUUUCUACAUGUCAAUUAUGCUUCUAUGAGGGAUAAACCGAUUCAAACAUUGCCGGAACUGGUCUUGUCUGAAGAGAUGGUCAACUAUGCCGCUGCAUCGUUUCGUAUUAAAGUCAACUAUCUUUUACUUAUGGCUCAUGAUAUCACCCUUGGCAAGGACUUCAGGCUCUUUUUCAUGGUAGUAGGCUUUCUGUGGUUGUUAUCCGUUUUAGGGAGCGUAAUCUCUUUCUUCACGCUUGCGUAUAUAGGGACGAUUCUUUCGGUGACACUACCUGCAUUGUACAAUAAAUACGAAGAACAAGUAGACCGAUGUGCAGGUACAAUUCAAAGAAGCUUUUCGAGACAUUACAAGAUAGUUGACGAGAAUGUUAUGAACAGAAUCCCGCGCAGUGUUGUACCCAAGGACAAACCAAUGUAAACUAUGCUAUAUAGCAACUUUUUCGGUUUAUUUAAAAUUGUACAAUUAGUUAUCUAAAUUCUUUUCGAAAAAAAAAAAUAUGAUUUAAGAUGUUUUACGCGUUAA
Molecule: messenger RNA, 962 nt
Organism: Helianthus annuus (common sunflower)
Lineage: Eukaryota; Viridiplantae; Streptophyta; Magnoliopsida; Asterales; Asteraceae
Product: reticulon-like protein B16
Exons: 6
Coding region: 39-857 (272 amino acids)
Source: RefSeq, a predicted model, not a curated record